AUGUCAUUCAAUUACACAACGUUGAAGAAUUGUAAGAAAUACUUGAAGGUGAGGUGCAUAGAUCCUACUUGCCGAUGGAUGGUGCGCGCAUAUGCUAUCGGAGAAUCGGGUUGGUUUCAUGUCCACAAGUACGUAGGAGAGCAUACUUGUGGAGUUGAUCAUGUCACGGGAAAUCACAAGAAUGUCACCGUGGAGGUCAUUGCCUCACUUAUUUUAAAUUUUUUCAUCGACAACAAAGGUCCAAGCCCGAAAGAGAUUGAGAGGAUCAUAUAUAGGGAGCUACAUUGCAGCCUCAACCUCGGGUCUAUUAAUUCUCUCAUGGUUGAUAAGGAGUCUGGCAGGUUUAUUUACUACUUUAUGGUGUUUAGGGCUUCCAUCCGUGGAUAUGCACUCAUGAGAAAGGUCAUUGCCGUUGAUGACACACAUUUGUCCGGCAAGUACAAGGGCAUGUUGUUGUCCGCUGUCACUCAAGAUAUGCAGAAUCAUAUCUAUCCCUUAGUGUAUUGUGUGGUGGAUGAGGACAACGAUGCGUCGUGGGGCGUCUUCUUCGAGAAGCUUAAGGCCUUUGUCGUCGACGAACCAGAACUGUGCGUUAUCUCCGACAGACACGUAAUUAUAGCCAACGGACUUGCAAGGCAUUAUCCGCUUACGUAUCACGAUGUUUGUAUGAGGCAUUUCGGUGAAAAUUUUCAAACAAAUCACCAUUAUUCUGAUUCUCUCUAUUUGUACUACUAUGCGGCCAAGACAUACACGUUGGAAGAAUUCUGA
Capsicum annuum is the source of this 768-nucleotide messenger RNA. RefSeq lists its product as uncharacterized. NCBI's taxonomy places the organism in Eukaryota, Viridiplantae, Streptophyta, Magnoliopsida, Solanales, Solanaceae. Bases 1 to 768 code for a protein of 255 amino acids. The transcript is spliced from 2 exons. The record is from RefSeq and is a predicted model, not a curated record.